Molecule: messenger RNA, 2280 nt
Organism: Drosophila ananassae
Lineage: Eukaryota; Metazoa; Arthropoda; Insecta; Diptera; Drosophilidae
Gene: HisRS
Product: histidine--tRNA ligase, cytoplasmic
Exons: 6
Coding region: 261-1925 (554 amino acids)
Biological process (GO): mitochondrial translation; histidyl-tRNA aminoacylation
Cellular component (GO): mitochondrion
Molecular function (GO): histidine-tRNA ligase activity; ATP binding
Source: RefSeq, a predicted model, not a curated record
CUGCUCUGUGCUCUAUAUUAUAGUUGAACAGGAAUAUGAGUGAUACGCGCGAUCAGAUAUUGGAGCAAAUCAAAGUGCAAGGCGAUCUCGUCCGACAACUGAAAGCUGCCAAGGAGUCCAAAGAGAAGGUUUGAAAAAAAAAACGAAAAGAGAAUUGCAAGAAAAAGAAAGAAAGUUGUUGCUAAUUUUGAGCAAAUUAUAAAUAAAAAAAAAAAUUAAAUAAGGAAAAAAAAAAAGAAAAACCAAAAAAAACAAAACACAUGUUGCGUUCAAUUGGCCGCCAGUGGCGCUGUAGUGCUGCGUUUCAGUGUGCAACGUUCCAGACGGCGCCCUCUGGCGGCGGGCGUUCAAGCUCUGCCCAAGUUCCCGCCCAACAACCACAGCAACAACAACAACAACAACAUGAGAAACAACAACAACAGCAAGAACAAGAGCAACUCCAGCAGAUCGAUGAGGAAGUCUCCCGCCUGCUGGCCUUGAAGGCCAAGCUGGGCGGCGAUGCCACGCCCGCCAAUCAGAAGUUCACCUUGAAGACGCCCAAGGGCACACGGGACUAUGGUCCGCAGCAGAUGACGCUGCGUCAGGGUGUACUCGACAAGAUCGUGCAGGUCUUCAAGCGUCACGGUGGCGAGGCUAUCGAUACACCUGUCUUCGAACUGAAGGAAGUGCUAACUGGAAAGUACGGCGAGGACUCAAAGCUAAUCUACGACCUGAAGGAUCAGGGCGGGGAGAUCCUCUCCAUGCGAUAUGACCUCACGGUGCCCCUGGCCCGCUACCUGGCGAUGAACAAGAUCUCGAGCAUCAAACGCUAUCACAUCGCCAAGGUCUAUCGGCGGGAUAAUCCCGCCAUGACCAAGGGACGCUACCGGGAGUUCUACCAAUGCGAUUUCGACAUUGCCGGCACCUAUGAUCCCAUGCUGGCCGAUGCCGAGUGCGUCAAGAUCGUGGCCGAGAUCCUCGAUACCCUGGACAUUGGAGACUAUGUGAUCAAGUUGAAUCAUCGCCAGCUGCUGGACGGAAUGUUCGAGGCGUGCGGUGUCCCAGCGGAUAAUUUCCGGGCCAUUUGCUCAGCGGUGGAUAAGCUGGACAAGUCACCCUGGGAGGAUGUGCGCAAGGAGAUGGUGGAGGAGAAGGGCCUGGACGAGGCGGCGGCGGAUCGGAUUGGGGAGUAUGUCCGUCUAAGUGGCGGCACUGAGCUGGUGGAACAGCUCCUGGCCGAUGCCAAGCUGAAGGCUGUGCCCAAUGCCGUCAAGGGGCUGGAGGGCAUGCAACUCCUACUCAAGUACUGCUCCAUCUUCGGUCUGGAGAAGCGGGUUAGCUUCGAUCUGAGUCUGGCCCGUGGCCUCGACUACUACACCGGCGUCAUCUACGAGGGUGUGCUCAAAGGCGAGUCCGCCUCCGUGGCCACAACGCCCGUAAAGACAUCCCGUCAGAAUGGCGACCAAUCGAACGAACCGGCCACUGUGGGAUCUGUGGCGGGUGGCGGUCGUUAUGAUAAUCUGGUGGGUAUGUUCGAUCCCCGGGGCAAGGCAGUACCCUGUGUGGGUGUCUCCAUUGGCGUGGAACGGAUCUUCUCGGUGCUGGAGGCGAGGGCAGCGGCCGGUGGCCAGAAACUGCGCACCAGCGACGUGGAGGCGUAUGUGGCCUCCGCCCACAAGGGAUUACACGAACAGCGCCUUAAAGUCCUCAACCAGCUAUGGGAUGCGGGCAUCAAGGCGGAGCACUCCUAUAAGUUGAAUCCCAAGCUGUUGGUGCAACUGCAGCACUGCGAGGAGCAUCAGAUACCCUUGGUGGUGGUUCUGGGCGAUGCCGAGCUGGCCCAGGGAUUGGUGAAGCUGCGGGAGGUGACCACACGUCAGGAGACGAACGUGAAGCUGGAGGAUCUGUCCGCCGAGAUACGGAGGCGCCUCCACUCGGCCGCCUAGGCCUCUCCUCCCUGAUCCUUGAUAUUAUCGCUGGAUAGCACUUUGCUCCUAAUUUAUGAAAACCAUCCAACCUCCUCCUCCUUCUCCUCCUCCUCCCAAAAAAAAAUAGCUAAAGAAUUGAAUUCACCGACCAGCUGAUCACAUCGAAGUGUAUAGAUUAUCAAAUGAAUUUUUUUUUUUUUGUGUAUCCUAUUUUGUAUCCUAUACGUUUUUGUAUUUUGGGUGUCCUGGCCGAAGGCGCCUCGUGCUACUAGGCUUAGGUCUACUGUGUAACCGUAGGAGUAAGUUAUACGGACAACUUAUACCAAAAUGAACGCUAAAAAAAAGAGUUGAAUAAAAAAUAAAUCGCAUUUAA